This is a messenger RNA of Macroventuria anomochaeta, 1739 nucleotides long. RefSeq lists its product as uncharacterized. Bases 381 to 1661 code for a protein of 426 amino acids. Gene Ontology annotation, molecular function: methyltransferase activity. The transcript has 2 exons. The record is from RefSeq and is a predicted model, not a curated record. Lineage: Eukaryota; Fungi; Ascomycota; Dothideomycetes; Pleosporales; Didymellaceae.
CUCCUCGCUGGCAGCUGCUGUCCAUUCAGAUUGAGGUACAUAAGUAUGUACUCAGGAGGUCAGCAGAGUCAUUCGGUGCACAGCUGAUCAAUCACGCCUUCGGCAAUUUUACGUACGGAUCAGAGUUCGGAGCGGCUCGCCCUCCGACUAAUCUUGAGUUUUGCUGUAGGGCUCCGCAAGUUCUACAAGAUCAUGCGCUAGGCGGUCAAGCCGCCAUCGUCGAGAGCCUGCAACAUUCAGGUCGACGCCCCUCUUCUCAGAUUGCACAAACACAACUUCCAGAGAGAACACAAAUCGGAGCCCAGGGAUUGUGACGUCUUCAACGUUCGCCACCACUUAAUCCACAGGUGGAGGACUGGAUUGGCUUCCUUCCCGGGACCAUGGAAGAGGGACAGCCACAUCCCGACACUCUGGAUGGACAUGACACGGCCGCAUCCAAACGCCCGCGAGCUGAUUCAGGGAGCUCCACCUCCAUCGAAUCUGUUCGAUCUGUUCGCACUGUAACCUCGGAGGAUCUCGAAUACGUACACGAGAAUGGCCGCACCUAUGGCAACGACACAUAUUUCAACCCGUGUGUUUUCAAUAGCAAUCUCAAGGAGCAAGACCGUUUGUUCUUCCAGCACCAAAUCUUCGUACAUGCUCUACAAGGGCGCUUGACCACUACGAGGCUCUUGCCAUCUACCAGAAGGAUCCUCGAUCUUGGUACGGGACCCGGUCAUUGGGCGGUCGCAAUGGCACAGACGCAUCCACGAGCAGAAGUCGUCGGUAUCGACAUGACACAGUGGGAUCUCGACACGACCGAAGCGACUAUGGGCAGCGCAGAUGUAACUUGGGAGCUGGACGACUUGGAUGUGUGGGGCGUAGAUGCACAUAUAGAGGAUCUGAACUCCAUCUCGAACUUCGACUUCUAUCGCGACAUGACGCAUCGGAUACCUAUCCAUUCUCCGCCCAAAUCGCCAGAGAGAGCCGGGUUCAGCGAAUCCAUCACACAUCCCGAGACGUCUGUUGAAUCACUCGUCAUCGACCCUCGUAACCUCAACCCCCCACCAGAGCCAGGGUGGCACUUCAGCGAACCCUACGAGUUCAUUCAUCUCCGCAAUAUGAAGGGCUCAUUCUCACAUUGGGAGGAAGUGUACGCGGAAAUACACAAGAGCUUGUCGCCUGGUGGCUGGAUCGAGGUAGCAGACUGGGAUAUGGGAGCAGUGCCAAUUGAUCACGCCACAUCUGAUCCAGCCACUUUCCCUGUACCGACUCUACGAAAACUCUAUGCCUCUAUGAUGGAGGCGUCCUUUAAGUCCGGACGCCCACUUGGCUUAUUCUACAUGCAUCCCACCUACCUUGAAGAAGCGGGCUUUACAGACAUUCAGACUACGCACGUCAAUGUUCCUAUCGGGCAAUGGGCAGGCGACGAAGAGCAAAAGCGUGUGGGAAAGCUAAUGCUGGUAGUGGUCAUGGAAGGUUUCGAGGCGAGCUUACUACGACUGCUAACCAAGUAUGGUGAUAGAGAGCGGAUAUGGAGCGCUGAAGAGGUCAGGGCGGAUAUCGCGCGUGCGCAACAAGAGGUUGCGAAUUGGGUAGAGAGGUCAGAGCGAGGAGAGGCGGAAGGGUGGUGUGCUAGCUUCAAGUGGAUCACAGGGAGAAAGAGCUGGCAUGCAGAUUGACCAACUGACUUGGUGUGAGCGAUGUAGCAUUUUCAGCGGGAGCGGGUGUCGGAGUAAUACAUAGACUGUAAUGACGUG